AUGUCGUCCGCCCACCCCAUUGUCUUCUACGACAUCUCCAUGCGCGCGCCCGUGGAGAAGAACUGCUGCUCCCCAAACCCCUGGAAAACCCGGCUGGCGCUCAAUUUCAAGGAUCUACCGUAUUCGACCUCAUGGGUGGCGUUGCCCGACGUUUCCAAAGUGCGCAAGGGUCUGAACGUACCCGCCUGUCGCAAAUUCGCCGAUGGCACCGACUUCUUUACCUUGCCGAUAAUUGAGGACCCCUCCGCCAAUACGACGGUUGGCGACUCCUUCGAUAUCGCAGUCUAUCUUCAGCAGACAUAUCCCAACGCCGGCGCGGGCGAUCUUCUCCCCCCUAUCACGCUCGACUAUGUCUUCAAGCCCGAUUUUGAUAUUCUGGUGCCCCUCUCAGAGUGUCGCGAUGGCGAAUUCGCCGAAUACUCCAAGUUCAACGCGAACGUCGAUGCAGCAUUUACCACGCAUACACAGCUGGCACUUCAACACUUUCCUUUCGACCCGGCUACUGCCGACGCCAGCAAGGCGGAAUUCGUCCGGCGCGCCGGCGUAACGUCUUGGGAGGACUUUGCGUUGGUUGGAGAGCAGCGAGAGAAGACGAUGGAGUCGUUCCGGAAUACGCUGGGUGGGCUGGCUAAGGUAUUUUUAAAGGACACUAACGGGCCAUUUAUACUUGGAGCAAAGGCUUGCUAUGCCGACAUGAUCGUCGGCGCGUGGCUGCGGAUGAUGGCUGCGACGCUACCGGAGAGCGAAUGGGAGGAGCCCUCGCAACUCGACUAUGUCCCUGACAGCUAUGUCUCCAGAUUGAAAGCGACUGUCAUGGUUGAUAUCCACAACCCUGCUAUUUCUUCUGCCUCUCGAUCCAAACUGAAUUCGUUCCGCUAUACAGAUGCGCCCCACAUGUCUUCCAAAAGCGACGGCGAGUCGAAUGGUGCUUCUGAACUAGAGAAUGAUCCCCCACCCGCGGUGAAGCUGGCUAAAGAAUGUGAUGACAAGGAAAAUUCUGACCCCGAGAUACGAGAGACCAAACCUGAAUUCACUUGCCCGCAGACACCCGCUCAUCGAAUCCCGUUUUCCGACCUGAUUAGCAAUACAGAGGAUGCCUUGAAUAAAGCACCUGGGGCCACCACUACUCCCGAUGAUCAUGUGUACUGGGACCACCGAACGUCUUCGACCAAAAAUAAGUCGCGUUUGUCCACCAGGCGUGGUAAAAAGCGCCACCACAGCUCCUCGCCUGCUGGAUCUCCGUCAGGAAAUGCCAUUCCAGCAGAUUUAAGUUGCAUCCAAUCGAUCCUGAAAACACCUCAGCAAGAUAUAGCUGCUGAUUUAUGGAAUAAAUAUGUCGGUAAACAUGGUGAACUGCCUGGUGGAGAACCCCCAAAGUUCCAUUUUUCGCACCUUGCGUCUUCUGCCCAAUCACCCGCACCACGGAUACGUACCAGUAAAGAUGGGUCAGGACUGCGACGAGCUAAUAGCUGUAAUAUGUAUUGGCCAACGUCCAAUUGCAAACGAAGGAAAGUAGACUUGGAUCAACAGCGCAAAGACAGCAUCUGCGAUGGCUUUGAAGGAUCACGGUCAUCGUUAUUAGCGCCAGACCGGCCGAAGUCCUCAAAGAUUGGUCUUCUGGUAGGAAAGAUCCAGGAGACCCUACUUAAAUACCCAAGAGAUGACCCCGAUGCCCCCUCUAGCUCCUCUCCGAUGCCUGACCGGUCUGAUACUUUGGAUAAUAUCGGCCAUCCAAUUGCAACCGAAACACUACUUCAAAACCAGCCAGUCACGCCUUCUAAAUGUAUCGCCGACUCACGCCAUGAUAUUUCACUGGUGAAUGAUGCUAUUGACGACCAGGAAAAGUGUGGGUCAUCGGAAUUUGGUGAUGAUGAUCUAGACCGUGACUUUCUUGCAUUCACAGUCAACUCUCCCAAGAAACUUUUUUCUCCUCGCGCACCAUCGCCAGAGCUUGAGAAAGAAAUGCUGAAUAACAUACCGACACUCAGACCGGUAGAACCUCUACCUCCCGACCCUAAGGAUAUCUCUCUUCCGGAAUUGGGAAGCUUUGACGAUGACUUUGAUGACUUAGAUGAUGGUAUUGAAGAAAUUAUGGCCCAAUACGAUGAAAAUGACCUGUCUAACGGACAGACAAAGGCCACCGAAAAUAUUAUAGAAAUUUCUGAACUGCAUGAAACAAUGGGCAAUGUUAAAGAUGAAAUACCGAAUGAGGAUGUAAAAUUGAAUGAGUCUACUACUUAUUCCACUGAUGACGAGUUCGAUGAUGAUAUCGAAUUUGAGGCCAUUGAAGAGGCAAUGCGGGUGAACACUGGAGUCAAUGCUACUUCUAGCCAACAUACUAAGUAUUCUCAUAAUUUUAAACGGUGUCUGGUUCUUGAUCACGCUGAGAAUACAUACACUGAAGCCAAUAGGGGACCAAAGCUAGAAAAGGUACUGUUCGUACAGGAAGAAAGGUCAAGAAAGAACGGGGCGAUCAUUUUACGAGAGUCCUGGUUUGAUACAUCUUUUGAAAAGGACAUUUAUGUUCAUCUUAUUGGAGACUUUGACUCCAGCGGCCAAUGUAUCGUCGAUAAUGACAAUAAUUUGAUCAUCAUCCACCCAGAUACCCUUAUAUCAGCCACUGUUGUUGCGGAUUCUUUCUCGUGUCAACGGAGAGCAGUACUCCAAGACCGUAUCAAGGCAACUAGUGAAGCCUCGGGUCCACAAGUCUACGGCCAUAUUCUUCACGAGAUUUUCCAAGAGGCAAUGAAGGCAAACAAUUGGAGUGAAACUUGGCUUAAUGAUCUCAUUUCUCGGGUUAUUAAUAAAUAUUUGGAAAGUCUCUACCAGAUUCGCGUGGAACCAGAGGAAGCCGUGGCUCAUUUGCUGCCCAAGAUACCUGCUCUGAAGGCCUGGGCGGAAACAUUUCUCCACUACCAACCAAAUGCCAAAUCUCUUAUUGAAGAUAUUGCUGGCACCAAAUCUCAGCUCUGCAUCAAUAAACUUCUUGAGGUUGAGGAGCAUGUUUGGUCGCCUAUGUACGGCUUGAAGGGGAAUAUUGAUGCUACUGUUCAAGCCGUGCUCCAGGAAGGAACAGAACAGAAGACCCUUACAGUCCCGCUGGAACUCAAAACUGGACGAAACAAUACCAACGAGGCACAUAGAGCGCAAACUGCUCUCUAUACUCUACUGCUGUCGGAUCGUUAUGACAUCGAUGUAAGCUUUGGCGUAUUGUACUACCUUGAAGCUUCGAAAACACUUCGUGUUCGAGCUCCGCUACCUCAAAUUCGCGAAAUGAUACAGCAACGGAAUAGGUUGGCUGUAUAUAUUCAAAAACGGCUUGAACUUCCUCCCAUGGCAAAAAAAUCAUGGCUGUGUAAAAACUGCUACGCAAAGCCUUCUUGUUUUGUAUAUCACAAGCUUGUUGAAAAUGGCGAUGAGAAUACUAGUGGUGUGGGGAAGGAUUUCUCUGAGCUCGUUGGCCAUCUUACUCCGUCCCACCAGUCAUUUUUUAAGAAAUGGGACUUGCUCUUAACUCAAGAAGAAGGUGAUAUGACAAAAUUUCGCAAAGAGCUAUGGACGAUGCUAAGCCCAGAACGCGAGGCCGUCGGUCGCUGCUUUAGCAAAGUUGUUAUAGAGCCCGGCUCAGCCUUCGAAGACACUGAUGGGCCGAAAAUCAAUCGAUUCCAAUACACCUUUGUGAAGCAUAAAGGGUCUCCAGGCUAUUCAUUUACUGACUCGCAGAUUAAUGUUGGAGAGCCAAUUGUUGUAUCAGAUGAGAAAGGCCAUUUUGCUCUAGCCAAUGGUUACGUGGUGCAAUUGAGCUCGAGAAAACUUACAGUCUCUGUGGAUCGAAAGCUACAUAAUGCUCGAACGAAAACUGCGGGCUUUGAUGCCAUUCAGAAUCAAUCGUAUGUCGGAAUUAUGGAAGUUGGAGGCUUUGGACCCGAAGCGAUAGACGAGGAGGAAGCUACGCUUUAUCGGGUUGAUAAGGAUGAGUUCAGCAACGGAAUGGCCACGGUUCGAAACAAUCUGGUCUGUAUGAUGGACAAAAUGCUUUUCCGCUCACGGGAGCUGAGAGACUUGAUUAUUGACGGCGCAAAUCCAUCAUUUCAGCCACUGUCAUCCAUACCGAAUCUCCCUACCUUAGAACAAGCAACACUGAAUGUUGAUCAGAAAAAGGCAAUUGAAAAAGUCAUGAGUGCGAAUGACUAUGCUCUAGUUCUUGGGAUGCCUGGAACUGGGAAGACAACUACCAUCGCCCAGAUCAUUCGAGCCAUUGUGUCUCAAGGUAAAAGUGUCUUGCUAACUUCAUACACACAUACGGCGGUAGAUAAUAUUCUUCUCAAAAUUCGCAACGAUAGCUUUCGGGUUUUAAGACUUGGGGUCCCAGCAAAAAUCCACCCCGAAGUCCAAAAAUUUGCGAAGUUAGCCGGAUUACCACAGCUCUCUAUUGAUGAUCUAAAGAACUCGUAUGAAAAUUCACAAGUGGUUGCAACGACAUGUUUAGGUAUCAACCACCCUAUUUUCAACAGUCGCGCAUUUGACUACUGCAUUGUCGAUGAAGCUUCACAGAUCACGCUUCCAGUCUGCCUUGGUCCAAUUCGGAUGGCAAAGACAUUUAUCCUUGUUGGCGAUCAUUAUCAGUUACCACCUCUCGUUCAGAACAAGGAGGCACGGGAAGGUGGUUUGGAUAUUAGUCUGUUUAAACUGCUCUGUGAUGUCCAUCCUGAAUCGGUGGUUAACCUUGAACAUCAAUAUCGGAUGUGUGAAGACAUAAUGCUUCUCUCUAACACUCUCAUUUACUCUGGCCACCUUAAAUGCGGUACGCCGGAAGUAGCAUCUCGUUCAUUAAAGGUCCCCGACAUAGAUGCGCUGAAGCAGCACCAUAUGAGACCGCUAACCGUGUCGCCUACCCAAUCACCUUGUUUGGGACGAAGUCAUGGGCGUUGCUGGCUUCGUGAUCUUCUCGAGCCAGGCGCGAAAGCCCGCCUUGUUAAUACGGAUUUUUUAAAGCCAGCAGCAACGGAAUCUUCCAACGGGGCCCGUAUCGUGAACCCUGUUGAAGCUACUCUGUGUACGCAACUUGUCGAAGCGCUUAUUUCCACUGGAAUUUCUCCGCAAGAUAUCGGUGUAGUGACACUUUAUCGAAGCCAGCUCGCACUUCUCAGACAAAAAUUGCGCCACCGUCUUCCGGACCUGGAGAUGCACACAGCUGAUCGGUUCCAAGGUCGUGAUAAAGAAAUAAUUAUUAUGAGCUGCGUCAGAAGCAACGCUGACAAUAACGUUGGUGACCUUUUGCGAGACUGGCACCGAGUUAAUGUUGCAUUUACUCGCGCUAGAACGAAGUUACUAAUUGUGGGUAGUAAGACUACGCUUUGUGAAGGAAGUGAGUUACUACGAAAAUUUGUUGAGCUUAUGGAUGGGCGGGGGUGGUGCUAUAAUUUACCACUGACGGCGGUAGAGAGCCAUAUUUUCGAAGAGCAAGCGUUCACGCAAGCCAGUCCACAAAAAUCGCGGAAGCUUUCGGUCAGUCCGAAGAAAUCCAGUCCCAUGAAAAAGGGGAUAGUGAAGCAGAGGCCUCGAACGGCGCUCAGCCCGGUAAAGAGCAGAGGAAAUAUAUUUGCCAGCCUUACCAGGAAACCAGAAAAGGUAGGAGGGAAAAUGGCACAUGCAGCUAGCAUGAUUGAAAAGAAACCUGUGAUGAGGGAUGUUUAUAAUGACAUGUUCGAUGAUGAAUCGGUAUUUUUUGGUUUAUGA
Molecule: messenger RNA, 5739 nt
Organism: Ophidiomyces ophidiicola
Lineage: Eukaryota; Fungi; Ascomycota; Eurotiomycetes; Onygenales; Onygenaceae
Gene: dna2
Product: DNA replication endonuclease-helicase Dna2
Exons: 6
Coding region: 1-5739 (1912 amino acids)
Biological process (GO): replication fork reversal
Cellular component (GO): cytoplasm
Molecular function (GO): 5'-flap endonuclease activity; single-stranded DNA helicase activity
Source: RefSeq, a predicted model, not a curated record